Rhododendron vialii is the source of this 1295-nucleotide messenger RNA. RefSeq lists its product as uncharacterized. The coding region runs from base 156 to 1100 and encodes 314 amino acids. The record is from RefSeq and is a predicted model, not a curated record. The transcript has 3 exons. NCBI's taxonomy places the organism in Eukaryota, Viridiplantae, Streptophyta, Magnoliopsida, Ericales, Ericaceae.
CUCAUCUCACCCCCCAGCCCAGACAGCUGAACCCAAAGCCCCUCUCUCUCUCUUGCCGUCUGUUCCUUUUUAGGCUCCCCAAGUUCCCAAUGCCCUAAUCUCUUUCUCUUCCUCCCCCUUUACCAACAUAGAAGAGAUAUCUCUUACGUGCAACCAUGGGGCUGGCAAUGCACGCCAAAUCGGACUCUGAGACGAGCAUAGACGCCUCGUCGCCGCCACGUUCCCCACGCCGGACGCUUUACUACGUCCAGAGCCCCUCCCACUCCCACCACGAUGCCGAGAAAAUGUCCUACGCUUCUAGCCCUUUCGCAUCCCCACCGCACCCUCACUACCACUGCUCCCCCAUCCACCACUCUCGCGAGUCCUCCACCUCCCGCUUCUCCGCCGCUGCCCUCAAGCUCAACCAUCCCGCCGCCUGGAAGAGGUUGCAGCAGCGCCGCCACCACGACGGCGGCGAGGAUGACGGAGCGGAGGAGGACGACGACGAGUUGGGGCCCGGAAGAGGCAGCGCCAUGAGGUUCUACGUGGUGUGCUUCGUGCUGUCGUUUGUGGUGCUGUUUACGGUUUUCUCUUUGAUUUUGUGGGCUGCUAGCGCUCCUUACCAGCCUAAAAUCUUUGUACAGGGGAUGGUGUUCCAGAGCUUCAACACUCAAGCGGGGAUGGAUGAUUCAGGAGUGCCAACGGAUAUGCUGACUCUGAAUUCAACGGUCAGAAUUUUCUACAGGAACCCGGCUACUUUCUUCGGGGUGCACGUCACCUCUACUCCACUUGAGCUUCACUAUUACCAGCUUAAGGUUGCUACGGGAUAUAUGAAGAAGUUCUACCAGUCAAGGAAGAGUCAACGUGUGGUAGUAACUGUAGUUUCGGGUAAUCAGGUGCCACUCUAUGGUGGAAUUCCGCUUCUUAGUGGGGCUAAAGAUCACCUUGAGAGUGUAUCAGUGCCGCUCAAUCUGACAUUUGUGAUGAGGUCAAGAGCUUACAUCUUGGGGAGAUUGGUUAAGCCAAAGUUUUACAGCAGUAUCACUUGUCAAGUCACCUUAGAAGGCAACCGACUAGGCAAGCAUCUCAAUUUGGCAAAUUCAUGUAUCCAUAAGGAAUGAUAUCCCUUUCUGAUAGUGUGGAAGUAGUUUAGGAAUCUUAAAUCCCUUGGCAUGAGUGCCUUUUGAAUCAGUUGUAAUCACCUGAUCACACCAAUCAUACAUGCUUGUGCUCCCUUCGAAAGCUUUUUGAUUAUAAGGUACAAGGUACAUACUUUGUCAGAUUGUUUUGCUUGAAUGAAAUGAUGUUUUAUAGGA